This is a messenger RNA of Acyrthosiphon pisum (pea aphid), 897 nucleotides long. RefSeq lists its product as uncharacterized. The transcript is spliced from 2 exons. Bases 336 to 845 code for a protein of 169 amino acids. The record is from RefSeq and is a predicted model, not a curated record. NCBI's taxonomy places the organism in Eukaryota, Metazoa, Arthropoda, Insecta, Hemiptera, Aphididae.
ACUACACGGCAGAUCAACAUAGAUGAUCACGUCGUAGGCACCCGCAGCGAAACCACACAGCACCGACCAGUUUUUCUUUUCACACGAAAUUAAUCUUUCUUCACAAAGUUAACUUACUAUUGAGUUUGUUCUAAUGCCAGGAUAUUGUAGUAAAUCGUAAAGAGUUAAUAACGUGAAUCGACUCAUCCCAAUCAGAAAAACUUUCCAACGAGAGUCUGCACAUCUUGCUCAAUACAACACGAGACUCUAACCAGACACAUUGCGACUCUUACGAAUAUCAGGCGUACCUCUUGGGACAUUUACACAUCUUGUGCUGUACCUACGUGCAAAUAAAAAUGAAAUCAAUAAAUGCUGUGCUUUUUUACAUAUCGUUAGCAAUAGCAUUAUGUUCAUCCAAUGUUUCCGCGUACUGUGGAAACGAUGAACAGAUCGAAGAAUUACGAACGGCGUUAUUAACACAGGAAUCCGUUUACUCGGUAUUGACAACACUCAGCGCAAUACCAGUAACUGGUGCGACGUUAGCGUUCGCGCAAAUUGUUAUGUCCAGUCGGUUUGCAUUGCAUUUGAAAGAUGUAUUUGAAGAAAUGGAAAGUUCGUUGGAUAAGGAUCAUAGAGACUACUUUCAGUGUUCUGAAAUUCUGGAAAAAACAGUAACGGCAACCACAAUCAUCAAGUCAACUAGUCUUGGGUUAUCUCUGACGGCAAUGAUACCGGGUGUUGGUUUGGCAUUUUUAGUUCCGAGGUUAAGUGCAUCGGUAUCUGCAAUGUUACUUAUAAGAGAUAGAUUAUCAUUUUGGAAAAAUCUCGGUUGCCAAUAUGCUACAACAAGAGAUUGUAAAUUAUAGGUUAAUCAAUAAAUGUAUAAUUAUGAUAUGAUUUAAAUAUGAUUCGAUUGUA